AGACAUCCGUCCAUCCGUUACAUCCGAACAUGCCGCAGCGACUUUAUAUACUGGCCUCGAUGUUGAUCAAAUCAAUACUUCUCACAGGCUAACAUGUUAUCCACUACAACCACAAGCCCCUCGGUAUCCCACUUCGACCUCUUGUCGCUCUAUCAUGCGCUUUGGCAGCAGCAGGAUCACUCUGUCGUGAGGCGGUCGUCAUGCAAGGUUGUGGAUCUGGAGGAGAAAGAACAGACACAUCCAUUCAACUUCGACACCAUCGAUCUAUCUGGACACCCUGGUGCCAAGUUACCAAACGGAGCGACCUCAAUGAUAAUUCGCCCGGCGUAUGAGACAUUGUUUCACGAGAUCUCUACGAAUGAGCGCAAUAUCGUCGUUCAUGGGUCCGCUGGUAUCGGGAAGACAUACUUUUUGCUAUUCGCCCUCGUCAGGCGACUUCUUGCGCGCCAGCCAGUCACAUAUCAGAUAGACCAGUCGGACUCGAGCGUCUUAUGUUUCACCGCCAACGGCUUCUUUGCUCUCCCGGAGGAGAACAGCGAAUAUCACCCUCUGUUCGACCGUGAAGAUGUCUUACACCUAAUCGACAGCACACAGGAAGACAGUGUCACGCAUUCGAACACAGAUCACACUCGUGCUUUGAUGCGGGGAAUUCGCAGCAAGGCCAUUUUCACCACAUUCUGGCCAGACAGUCUGGGUCACGACAUCGGAUGGUUGUCUGAAUACGAUGUCGCACUUAGGAAGUGGAUGAAACCGUGCACUUUCGACGAGAUAUUUGCGAUGAGCACUUUGACCCUCGACCAGCAUAAAGCCAAGUCUUUACGAUGGUCGUACAUCCAUUUUGGGUCGAACGCACAUGCUUGCCUGCAAGUAUCUCGUGAUGUCAGCGAUGCCGAUCAUUAUCUCAAGGAGCUUGAACGCGCUCAUGAUAAUUUGUGGAGCAUCCGACCUGCAUUGCGCGAAUCCGAAGCCCGUUACAGCCGUAACCUCUUCGCUGUCGAACCUGGAAACGCUUGUGCAGAUCCACUGUCGUUCCCCAUAUCGCAAGUCGUUACCAGACUUUUUGCGGGCGAGAUCACCUCUGUGGACUCUGCCGGCGCUAAGGAGACUGCUGAUGUCCUCCUUAACUCAGAGGACACGAAAGAAGCGGGCGAGAUCUUCUACCGUCAUGCUGUCGUGGCACUCAUGUCCAGAUCCGGUGGGACUUUUACUCUCGGACGUCCUGAUUUGCGGGGCCAUUACCAUCCGGCACACGAAGAGCUUGUGCUGCAGCAAAACACGCACAUGACAAACGAGGAACAGCGGGCUAUGCACCCGAACUUUAUAUACUCCACCCGACGGGAACUCGCGACGUUGGCGGAAUACUGCCCGCAACUCCUGCAUACGCCACAACAUGCGCUCGUGCAUCCAGGCAUUGAUGCGGUCAUGUUCGAUGCCAGCAGCAUGUCAGUGUGGCUCGUGCAGGUAACGCACGGUUCCCCUCGCCCAGUUUCCCCUGAGGGUCUUCUCUUCCUACUGGACGUCGUACGGAAAACCCCUUACGAACCGUCUCCUACGCACCCUUGGAAAUUUGUCUAUGCGAUAAGGGGACAACCCACCAAUAUUUUCUUCCGCCUCAGCGGGAAGGAAAGAACGCAGCACUUUUCGAUGAACUUCUGGAUGCCACGCAUCAAACCAUAUGUGAUGCAACUGCGCGAUACACAUCUAAACGUCCAUCCUUCGGGCAACCCCUAUGAGCAAUGGGGUUUUCCUUACAAAGUUCUGCAGAAAAGCUCGCCGAGUCUUCUGCGGCACCUUGCGAAUUCGAUGACGCACCUCGUCCCAAAGUGUCGGUGCACAACCAAAUCUGGCACUACUCAGGACACGUUCACUUCAGACAUUAAUGGUACGAUUAUACAGGAGUCGGGGGUGCCAGGAGCUCAGUUACUUGGAGAGAUUGUGAAAGAACAAGAUCCAGGCCCGGUCGACCACUAUUUACGGGAUAAUGAGGAGACGAAUAGUUGGAGGGGGCGAUUCGCAAAGGUGUUUCGAUGAGUUCUUUAUAAUUGUACAAGUGUCCGUGGUUGAUGCUAUAUCCAAUAUCUAAUUUGCUACAUCCUUGUUGUGAGUCUAAUUUCACCGGCUGCAUCAGUCAAGUGCAGGUGAUGUUCAUGCGUGGCCCGUA
Molecule: messenger RNA, 2161 nt
Organism: Suillus bovinus
Lineage: Eukaryota; Fungi; Basidiomycota; Agaricomycetes; Boletales; Suillaceae
Exons: 4
Coding region: 310-2031 (573 amino acids)
Source: RefSeq, a predicted model, not a curated record